Molecule: messenger RNA, 1200 nt
Organism: Cercopithifilaria johnstoni
Lineage: Eukaryota; Metazoa; Nematoda; Chromadorea; Rhabditida; Onchocercidae
Source: the annotation of a GenBank genome assembly
AUGGAGGUCGGUGGUAUGGCUGAGGAACACGAUUGUCCCAGCACUCUGCAGAUGGAAAGCAAUUCAGAAAAUAAUGAUGCAUCUGUGAAUCAAACCGAACCAGAAAGAAGAUUCAUCGAUGGAAAAUGGUUUUGCGAGGAUGGUAACGGUGGUUUUUUGGUGUUUGAGAAGGAUGAGUGGAUCGCAGCUAAUGGCGAUGAUUUGAAGAAAAAAUGGGAUACAGCUGGCACGAUUGGUGGGAUUAAUGGUAAUCCAUAUCGUUGUGUUGUUGAUGGUAUUGCUAUGGAGUGGAAUCAGAUCAGUCAGCAGUGGUUACCAGCAGUCGAAGUAAACGAAGACUUUUUGGCCCAGUAUCAUAGUAAUUAUGGUAUCAAAUAUGAUUUUGGCGAACAAGAAGGGUCAAGCAUGGAAGGAAAAAAUGAAAAAUCUGAAGAUCAUAAACAUGGGAAGCACAAAAUGUUCGACAAAAAGGAACAGCAAGGUUGUUGGGUAGAACUUGAAGAAGAAAGAAAUACGUCAGUCUAUGUUUCAAAUCUGCCACUCAGUAUAACUGAAGAAUCAUUUAUAGAGUUGAUGAGUAAGUGCGGUGUAAUACAGCGGGAUGCAAGGACUAACAAACCAAAAAUAAAACUCUACAGGAAUGAUGAUGGCACGUUUAAAGGAGAUGGCAGGUGCUGCUAUAUAAAAAGAGAAUCAGUCAUCAUGGCUUUGGAUAUUCUCGAUGGUUGGAAUGUGGACGGUAAAAUUAUUUCGGUCGAAAAAGCAAAGUUCCAAAUGAAAGGAGAAUUUGAUCCAUCGAAAAAGAAAAAGAAACUCACAGCAGCCGAGAAGAAGCGUUUCAUUGAAAGUCAGGAGAGAAUCUUUGAGUGGAAACCGGAAAAACCACGAAACUACCGUCCAAUCAGUGACUGCACAAUUGUUAUGAAAAACAUGUUCACAUUAGAGCAAAUGAUGAGAAAUGCAACUUUGUUGCUGGACUUGGAAGAAGAGCUUAGAAAAGUUUGCGAGAGAUUUGGAACUGUCAAAAAAGUCGUCGUUCACGAUAUUUAUCACUGGAAAACAUUAUUCGUGCGGUUGACUUGGCCAGAUUUAGUUCAGUGGUUUUCCUGUGCGUUCACUCAAUGGUCGCAUAGUAGAUGGUCGACAAAUUUCAGUAACACUGUGGGACGGGAAAACAAAAUACACAGUAGUGGAAACUGA